AUGCUUUCGAGGCCUUUCAUUCCUGCUGCUGCUCUUGCGGGGCUCAGAGAACAAGUCCUUUCCCCCAAGAUGCUCGCGGACGCCAUGGAGGCCAUCACCGCAGCUUUCUACUUGUCCAACAGGGGCCUUUUGGGGGGCCCCCGGGGCCCCUCGGAGGCUCAGCAAGGCCCCAUGCAGGCUGCGCCCCUCGGGGGGCCCCCCCAGCGCUCGCAGGGGCCCCCCGGCUCCUUCAGGGGCCUCCUGGCUGCUGCAGCCUUCAUUGGGCAGUUCGUGUUGCAGGGGGGGCCCCCAGCGCCUGGGAAGGGGCCCCAGGCCCACACUGGCGCCGGGGAGUCCCAAGAGCCUCCUGAAAGGGGCCUCAAGGCGAAGCAGCUGCCCCCCGUGGUUAAUGUCUUGUCUGCUGCAGCAGCAGUCUCUGCAGCCAUUUGCUGCGGGCCCCCACUGAGCCCCCAGGGGACCUCCAGAGACCCCAAAGACACAUUUGAACAGGCAGAAGAAGAGGACUUUCUCUGCACUUUGCUGCUGCCAGCAGGAGUGCCCCACACUCCGCUGCACCCCGACCGCCGAGUGGCUGUUUUGCUGCAGCAGCUGCUGAGGGGGCCCCGCGAAGGCAGCAGCAAGCCGCAGGCUGCUGCGAUUCCGGCUUCCUGCUGCAGCAGCAGCGGGGCUGGUAGCAGCAUUUCAGAACAGACUGUCUCAGACUUGUGGCUGGCCCCUGCGCGGGACCUCCUUAACUGCUGCUACUCCCAAGAAGCACUAGACUGCAAAACAGCUGCAGCAUUUUGGAAGGAAAGGGGCCUCUGUCCCCGCCUCGUGGCUCUCGCCCGGUCAGCAGAGGUGCCGGGGGUCCCCCAAGGGAGCCCCCAAGGGGGCCCCCAAGAAAAUUACCAGCUGCUGGAGUUUCUGGGGGACUCUGCGCUGAGCCUGCUGGUGUCGGAGUGGCUCUUCUGGAGGUUUCCAGAAGCCCGCGAGGGGCCCCUGACAAUGGCGAGAAGCAUUUUGGUUUCGAAUGCAUUUUUUGCUGCCAAGAUGAUCCGCAGGCUGCAUGCAGCAGGAGUGCCCCUGGACUCUCUCAUCGUCGAGAGCGGGCAAGGGGCCCCCCAGCUCGAAUUGUGUCUCUGCUUGGGGCCCCCCGGGGAUGGGGCCUGUGGGGAGGGGCCCCCCCCCGGAAGCAGCCUUCUGGCGUGCCUGUGGCAGCAGGCAGAAGCAGCAGGCUGCGGGCUGCGGGCUGGGGGCCCCUGCUGCUGCUGCUGCCGCCGCUGCAGCAGCACCAAGAAGAAGCAUGUUGUGCAGCGGCUCGUCCAACUGCCCCCUGAAGAGGACUUCGCGCGGGAAGCAGCAGAACUGAUCUCACGCUUGACGCUCCCUCACAACACUCCCGCUGCUGCUGCUGCUGCUGCUGCACAACCCAGGGAUGAUAGCAGCAGCAGCAGCAGCAGCAACAGCAGCAAUGCGCCGAAGUGGAUUAAGCAGCUUGGGGACGUCUACGAGUCCCUAGCAAGUGCUGCGCUUCUAUCGUCGGGCUUUUCCCUUGAGGCGCUUUGGGCGGCAGUUGCUGCAGACUUUGAGAGCUGCAUGCAGCAGGUGGAGUCCUUUACCCUAGCUGUGAAGGGCCUCAAAGCUCCUCAAGUGGGGCCCCUGCCAGACGACUGA
Eimeria tenella is the source of this 1653-nucleotide messenger RNA. RefSeq lists its product as uncharacterized. The record is from RefSeq and is a predicted model, not a curated record. NCBI's taxonomy places the organism in Eukaryota, Apicomplexa, Conoidasida, Eucoccidiorida, Eimeriidae. The transcript is spliced from 4 exons. Bases 1 to 1653 code for a protein of 550 amino acids. Gene Ontology annotation, biological process: RNA processing. Gene Ontology annotation, molecular function: ribonuclease III activity.